UCGAUACCCAGCGUUUAGCUGAUACACUCUGCCGCAGCCAACCUGUUGUUGUCCUAGUUUCACGUCUGUGCAGCCAACAACAACAACAACACCUGAAUAACCCGAGAGCCUCUGGAAUCGCGGCGCACAGAAGGUGUAUUUCGUUCUUGAUAAUGAAGAAAUCCAAGACAACCGUGAAGAAAUGUCGGAUUGUUGUGAUGGGCGACAGUGGGGUUGGAAAGACGUCUUUGAUAUCGCAGCUCCUCGGAAAUGGUUGUCCUAAGGAACACGAGGAGACUGUUGAAGAGAUGUACCAUUCAGAGUUGAGAAUGCCAGCCGCAAAGUACAACCUGGAGAUACUAGAUACGACCGGGGCUUAUUCCUUCCCCGCCAUGAGAAGACUAGCUAUCAACAAAGCCGACGUUUUUGUUCUCGUCUUCGCAGUUGAUUCUCCAGACAGUCUAAAGUACCUGAAAAAUCUCCGUGAGGAGAUUUUAGAGCUGCGAGAAGACGCCCGAUCCAAGAUCAUUGUAGCCGCUAACAAAACAGACUCUUUGGGAACCGACAAAACCGUGACAUCGGAUGAACAUACAGCGACUAUGGUUUCUUUAGACUGGGAUUGUGCCUGUGUGGAAACAUCGGCGAAAAAUGAUCUCGGCGUAAUGGAUUUAUUUGAAACUGCCGUGUCAUUGGUACACAGCGAAGGGUCUCCAAGUCUGUCUCCACUCAGCUCACUGGAUGAGUGCUCCCGAGAAUGCUGACCCAGUGAACGGAACAACACAACGACCCUCCGAAAUCCCGC
Messenger RNA from Liolophura sinensis, 781 nucleotides. RefSeq names its product GTP-binding protein Rhes-like. Lineage: Eukaryota; Metazoa; Mollusca; Polyplacophora; Chitonida; Chitonidae. The transcript has a single exon. Bases 153 to 740 code for a protein of 195 amino acids. The record is from RefSeq and is a predicted model, not a curated record. Gene Ontology annotation, molecular function: GTPase activity; GTP binding.